AUGAGUCGUAAACACAAUAAUUUGAAAAAAAUCAAGUCUCUGUGCUAUUUAACAUUAGGGGGUUCACUAUCGUAUCAAUUUAUUUAUUACAAAAAAGACUUUAAUGGGUACUAUGACAAUAUUCUCCAGCCGUUGAGCCAAAGGCUUAACCCAGAAUGGGCUCAUAAACUAGGUGUUUUUGCAAUAAAGUAUGGCUUUUUCCCUUCUGAAGACUACAAAGACCCCAAAGUUCUUAAAACCAGGUUCUUGAAAUACGAACUUAAUAAUCCAAUUGGGAUUGCAGCAGGAUUUGAUAAACAUGGUGAUGCAAUAACAGGAUUAAGGAAUAUAGGUUUUUCUAUUGUAGAAAUUGGUUCAGUGACACCUGAACCUCAACCAGGUAAUCCCAAACCUAGAGUAUUUAGACUUCCAGAAGAUGGUGCUGUUAUAAAUAGAUAUGGUUUUAAUAGUGAAGGACAUAAGGAAGUAUAUAAUAAAAUUCAUAAUCUAGACAAAGCUGUACUGCAAAAUGGGUUAUUAGGUAUUAAUUUAGGCAAAAAUAAAACAUCAAAUGAUGCAGUUCAUGACUACACCUUAGGAAUCAAGCAAUUCUAUAAAAUUGCAGAUUACUUUGUGAUAAAUGUUAGCAGUCCAAAUACUCCUGGAUUAAGAUCACUGCAAAAUAAAGAAGAAUUACAAAAACUAUUGUCCGAGGUUAAUAAAACUUUAAAUUCAUUGCAAAUAGAGAACCGGCCACCUCUUCUUUUAAAAUUAGCACCAGAUUUAUCUUUAGAAGAAAUUCAAGACAUAGUCUCUGUAAUUACUCAAACACAGAGCAAAAUAGAUGGACUUAUAAUCUCCAAUACUACAAUUGAAAGGCCUUUACUAACAAAUCAAGAAUUUUCUAGAGAAACAGGAGGUCUUAGUGGCAAACCACUCACAAAUAAAUCUACAGAAAUGAUCAGAACAAUGUAUAAACUAACAAGAGGUACCAUACCAAUAAUAGGUGUCGGGGGAGUAUUUACAGGAAAAGAUGCUUAUGAAAAAAUAUUAGCUGGGGCAAGUGUAGUACAAAUAUAUACAGCUCUCAUUUAUCAUGGACCCCCUGUUGUCACCAAGAUAAAAUCAGAACUAGCACAAUUAUUAAUAAAAGAUGGUUACAAUGAUGUUAGUGCAGCUGUUGGGAAAGGUGUAAAA
Brenthis ino (lesser marbled fritillary) is the source of this 1176-nucleotide messenger RNA. NCBI's taxonomy places the organism in Eukaryota, Metazoa, Arthropoda, Insecta, Lepidoptera, Nymphalidae. The record is from the annotation of a GenBank genome assembly.